Xiphophorus hellerii (green swordtail) is the source of this 3695-nucleotide messenger RNA. It is a transcript of the gene aknad1, whose product is annotated as AKNA domain containing 1. The transcript has 21 exons. Bases 269 to 3496 code for a protein of 1075 amino acids. The record is from RefSeq and is a predicted model, not a curated record. NCBI's taxonomy places the organism in Eukaryota, Metazoa, Chordata, Actinopteri, Cyprinodontiformes, Poeciliidae.
GCAGAGCUGUCAGCAUUAGAAGAGUCCUCCUCAGAGAGCAGUGUUGAUAGGAGUAAUAGUGUAAAUGCUGUCGAAAACAAAAAUAAAAGCAUUACAUUGCAUCUGUCAGCCCAAAGACCUAACACCAUUCUCGAUGAGCCACCCUCCAAACCGGGAAUUGAAGACCCAGGACAAGACACCAGUGAUGAGGAUCAUGAAGAUCUUCCUUAUGAUGAGGAUCUCAGAAGCUCGUACUUAAACCAAACAUCUAGUUCUUCUGGAAACUCUGAUGGAGGAGAAACUGUUCCUGGAAGGCCAGAUUCUCCUGGUCUGCUUGAGAAAGAUAAGAAUACCAGCACUAAACCUGCAGGAGUCUCUUAAUGCUACCAAUCAAAUUGAGAUUGCUCUUCCUACAGACAUUACCCAUGUCUUGCUGCGACAUUUCUCUCAGGGGGAGUUGCUCGGACUAGAAAGGCUGAUUGACGCAGAGACCUUGCCAGAGGUGUCUCUGCUGGAAAGCGUGGACGACUCCGUGUUUAGCUUGGCUGCAACAACCAGUACACCCAGAAAUUACUGCUGUAAAAGUGAAAAUACUCUAGAAAUUACUCAUAAAGGAUCAAAGAAUGAAUGUUUAGAAGAAAAAACUGAAAAGAAAAUUGAUGAUUUUGCUUCAGUUGCAACUGAGGAAAACGUGUCCUGCUCGGGAAGUAUAAACCAGAACAGAGGGGAUGACUCUGCAAAUGAAACUGAGCCAAACAAGACAAGAGAGGAUGAUCGGAAUCAGAGAGUCCCUCUCAUUCGCACUAGGUCCUUCUGUGAGAUGAAGUAUGGCCAGGGACAAGUUCAUUACCGUCUCCCAGAUUUCUCCAAGGUGGCCCCGAAAGUAAAAAUCCCUAAAACUCCAAGUGGACCUGUGAGACCAGUUCCCCCAAACCCGAACACCAUUCACAGAGCCCAGUCUUCUCCUGGUAUGUUAGAGGUGAUCAGCAGAGUCCUGGAGGACUCGAUCCCACCAGCAGAGAUGCCCUACAUCUUUGAAGACAGUAAAAACCAACCUCCACCAGCAAUGGUGCAUCAUCUGAUGACUGAACAUGACAAAUUACUGACCAGAUAUGUAGAUUCAGUUAACCUUAUAGAAGUAAUGGCACCAAAACCAAAUAUUCGUCCACCCUCAGAUGAAGCUGAGAAGCAACUUAAGAUUGGUGUAGAGACUCAUCCCAAAUACUUGGUUUCUCCCCUUUCGCUGUCAGAAAACUUUAUUGAGAAAGAGAGUGAAUCGACUCAGCACACAGUAGUUAAGGAAGCAACCAGAGUUUUAUCAAACCAGCAUCAGGAUAAUCUUAGUGAUGGUGAGAGAUUAACUGCUGAGCUGAGAGAGAUCAUCAUCCAGUUUAUGCAGAAGGUUGAAGAAUUCAAAUGUAAUGUUACUAAUAUGGCUGUAAGCACAGCUGAGCAACAAAUGAUGCUGAGGAGCAUGAUGGAGGCGCAGGAUGAGCUUGAAAGGAAAUACAUCAGUAAGAGGGACGAGCACAGAGCUCUGGAGAUGCAGAACUAUAUGGGUCUAUCCAGAAACACUGGCACUUUUGACCCAGACAGACUAGUCGAGGGAGACAUAUUCAGGAUAGGGAUGCACCUAGAGGACAUAAAGGAGGUCAUUGACAGAAACACGUAUGAACAGAUUUCUCCACCCCACUCGUCCUCCACUCCCACAGCCACCACUGUCUCGCUGCAUGAGAAGCCCGGUUCACUUUCCUUUCACACAAGUUCGCCUCCACCUGCACCUUCCCUGCAUGAGGGGGAAAUUACAGGCCCUUUCACUGAGAGUUGCAAAGAGGAUGCACAGAAAGACCACAAUAACCAAAGAGAAGUUGAAGACUCCUCAGAGGGGCAUGUGAAUGGUGGAUUUAACCAAAGCUGGGAGAUCAGGACUGCUGACCCUUUAAAGGAAACUGUCAAGCAGCCCAUCAGCAAUUCCCAUGGCCUGCUGGGCUCGGUACACGGACUGCACUGUCAGACAGCAGAAGAUGAGCAGGAGACAAUUUUAACUUAUCCGAGUGGAAGCAAAUGUGCUUCCACUCGGAUAAGACUGCCUCUGUGGACCCCUGACAGCUCUGACUUGAAUACAAGCAGUGAAUGUGAUCUGGGUGAUUGUGUGUGUCUGGCAGCGGAGCGCUACUGUUCUUCUCAUCCUCCCAGAGACUCAGACAGCCGCAGCAUCUCACAGCCCGUGGUCAGCACCUCAUGUCUGUCACAGCGGAUAUCUAGUCCAGAGACAGACAGUGGAUUUGGAAGCUCCUAUCUGAAUCAGUCAGCCACUGAAGCAUUUCAACCAAAUGUCCUGACAGGAAGCAUUCACUCCAAGUGUGACGACCUAAACAACUCAGACAGUGAAGCUUCCUGCUCCAACCUGGAGACGACUAUCCACACAGUCGCCGUGGCUACCAACUCAUCCAUCAAAACGCUGCACUGUGAAGCAGGUGCAGCUGCAGUGGAGUUGUGGGUGGAGAACACCACCCAGGAGCCGUCAGUCAGGCUGCAGAGAACUCACCAAAUACGUCUUGCCCACAUACCUGAGCCAGCUUUCAGGACCUCCAUGGACGCUGGAGACAAACACACUCCUCUGAACUCCUGUUCUUGCAACAGCGAGGCCAUCUUGGCCUUGCAGACAGAGGUAUCAAAGUUAAAGAAGGACCUGGAGCAGGGGUUGGUACAGCUACCCCACUUGGCACAGAGGAUGGACUACCUCACUUCAAAAUACAGACAGGAAGAUUCAGACCGCACAUCUAACAUCCAAACUCACACACCAGCUUUAAAAAAUUUAGGGAAGUCGAGCAGCAGAGGGAGGAGUAACCUCACAUCCAGUCUAGAGAGAAUAGAUGACUGGAUUUCCUCAGACAUGGAACGAAGCAAGAGCAAAGACAGCGGUGGUGGAAGCUGCUCUGAGAUAAUGAUGCAAUUUCCUGAUUCACCUGUGGGAGGAGUAUUUUCCACAUCUGAGCUUCAAGAUAAACUCCAGCACACAAGAGGUACUAUAGGAAUCUCUGGUUUAAAAGCACAGAAUGAGCGUCGUGUGAAGCAAAGGCCACAAGCCAUCCAGAGUUUUACCUCUAAGGAGAGGUGGUCUCCCGCUCUCCAGAAGCCCCUCCUUCAGGUCAACUAUGGCUCCUCCUGCAGCCUGCCAGCCAGCUAUAAAGUGAGAGAGCCACAGCUGCUGUCCACAUCCUGUCACAGAAAACACUCCACUCAGUCAGACACUGCACUUCUUCCCAGCAAUGUGUAUUUUCAGCAGACUCUGUCUCCAGUCUCUGUUCCUCCCAGGGCGACCAGCAGACGCAGAGGCAAAAAGGAGGAAGACAUGAACAGGACUCUGGACCAGGCCAUUGAAGUUGCUCGCAUCAUGAAACGGACCACAGAUCGUAUGGCCAGGAAACUUUCUGCUGACUUAGCCAAGGCACAGCUGCACAAGAAAAUUUACAACACGCAACCACUAGGGGGCAGAAAACACCACACUCCCUAAAUCCGGAGCCUGCUGGUGCCGGGCUGCCUGCAGUCAACUACUGUACGUGUUGAGUUUCUCUGUUCUACAAAAAGACAUCAGAAACGAAAAGAAACAAGAAGCAGCAUUCCUAAACUAUCUGCUCAAACCUUCCCAGGAGUAGGUGAUGUUCAUUAACCUGCAGGCACUUCAAGAAAUUAGUAAAAAUAAUAACAAAUGA